This is a messenger RNA of Neocloeon triangulifer, 1011 nucleotides long. It is a transcript of the gene MED19, whose product is annotated as mediator of RNA polymerase II transcription subunit 19. The transcript has 4 exons. The record is from RefSeq and is a predicted model, not a curated record. Gene Ontology annotation, biological process: positive regulation of transcription by RNA polymerase II. Gene Ontology annotation, molecular function: transcription coregulator activity; transcription factor binding. Gene Ontology annotation, cellular component: mediator complex. NCBI's taxonomy places the organism in Eukaryota, Metazoa, Arthropoda, Insecta, Ephemeroptera, Baetidae. Bases 160 to 876 code for a protein of 238 amino acids.
GCCAUCAGCCUGAAAACAAGUAAAGCAGCAGUGGGAAGGGGAAACUCGAUGGACGAGACGAUUGACUUGUCGAGUGUGAUUCCGUGUUUGUUUUCGUCCGAGCCCUGCAACUCUUGAGCAUUUUCCUCCGGCCGAGCGGGACGUGUCCGGGACGGCAGGAUGAUGAACGACCAGUUCCGCAAAGUGGAGCCGUACUCGCCCAAGUCGUCGCCGCGGGGCUCGCGGUCACCCGUGGUGUCGCGCCAGGACUCGACGGGAACCCUCAAAACCACCAUUUCCCUUGGCAAGAACCCUUCCAUCGUCCACAGUGGUCCCUUCUACCUGAUGAAGGAGCCCCCGGGAGAAAGUGACAUUACGGGGGCGACCAACUUGAUGGCCCAUUACGGACUGGAACAUUCGUACAGCAAAUUCAGCGGCAAGAAGCUCAAGGAAUCUCUUUCGUCAUUCCUGCCUGGCCUUCCUGGGAUGAUUGACACCCCUGGCAGUGCAGACAACAGUUCGCUCAGGUCGUUAAUAGAAAAGCCUCCGAUUGGCGGCAAGGAACUUCUUCCUCUCACAAGUGUGCAACUUGCUGGAUUCAGGCUGCAUCCUGGACCGUUGCCAGAGCAGUAUCGGUCUAUGUACCAGGCUCCAGCAAAGAAGCACAAGUCAAAACACAAGAAGCACAAGCACAAGGCAGGGGAUACGCCAAGCCAAGAGCCGAGUCUGACCGAGACAGCGCAGGAGACCCACGAGAAGAAGCACAAGAAGCAGAAGCGCCACGACGAGGACAAGGAGCGCAAGAAGCGGAAAAAGGAAAAGAAACGCAAGAAGCAAAAGCACAGCCCCGAGCAUCCCUCCUCCGCCCCCCAGACCCAGAUGCACUCCUCUGUCUGAGUCAAAGACUAUCAAUUAAGUUUAAAUCUGUGAAAUUGCAAAUGGACAGGAAAAACAAAUUUUGUGUGUGCAAAUUGUUGUUUUAGCCUUAUAAUAUUUAUUACUGAUAUUAUAUUAAAUUCUAAUUGAACACAA